AUGGCUCAAGGGGGUAACAAGGGCAAGAAGGCAGUGUCACUGCGAGAGAAGAAGGAUGCUGCAAAUGCAGCCCUAGCGGCCUUAAGGAAGGAAGCAGGGGAAUAUAACUCUAUGAUGAACAGGAUGGAAACAAUGGCUGGUCCAGAACUGAGGGAGUAUGUGUCACAAAAUAAACACACACUGGGUAGCAAGAUGAAAGCAACAAUUAAGAAGCUUCUACGGAAAGGUAAGCCCAAGAAGAAGAAGAGAACUAUGCUGCACCCGAUCGUAGGCGCAACACUCAAAUUUCAUAAAGAUGAUGACAUGCCUGCAGCUGUUGGGCCUACAGGAGAUGCAUAA
Molecule: messenger RNA, 339 nt
Organism: Miscanthus lutarioriparius
Lineage: Eukaryota; Viridiplantae; Streptophyta; Magnoliopsida; Poales; Poaceae
Source: the annotation of a GenBank genome assembly